AUGGACCGACCUCCCGCGGCCAAGCGGCCCCGGUUGUCCAUGGCUUGUAACAUUUGUCGGCAGCGAAAAGUAAAAUGCGAUGCUGAAUAUCCAAAAUGUCGCAAUUGUCGAACACGUAACCAGAUUUGCGUAACGACUGAUCCCCAACGCCCUGGAGUACCAGGAGUGAGAGAGUGGCUUGACAUACCUGAGAAGAUCAAUGGAAACGGAGUUGCGCAAUGCGACGGAUUACACAAAGCCAUAGCCUGUCGACAAAAUGAUCAAAACUCGCCGCCGAAUACGUCGCCUCAGCAGCAACCCCAGUCGCAAGAGGCUCAACAGCACUCUCCGUCUGUGGAGGACAACCCGGCCGAUGAAAAGCUCAACGAACUUUCUCCAGUUCAUCAGCCCUUCGAUACAUCCCUCAAUGUGGAGCGAGGAACGAACCGGAUGAAAGUUCUGGGUGGCAGCAGCUCGCAAUGCCUCGCGAAAUCCUUAGACAUUUAUUUUGAAGCUGCACGGCUAAAGCCAGUGUCAGCUUCUUUUAGUCACGGCAUGAGGCAUGCGGAGGAGCUGGAUAUGCCAUUGGCCCUAUCUUUACCACCCCUGCCCGCUCGGGAUUGUCGGGAUCGAUAUACGUCUAUAUACCUCGCCCGAAUCCACCCUACCUAUCCUAUCUUUUCACCUCACGCGUUUCGCGAAAGUAUGGAGCAGCUAGCCACAGUUGCCGAUUACAAGCGCCUCUCACGAGACAGCGUUCCGGUACUCGUGCUUGUAUAUCUUGUCAUAGGUUUGGGGUCGGAUGAAGAGGCCCAAAGUGUGACAGAAGCUGGCGAGAAAUAUCUUCAAGCUGCGGCUGGGCUCGUAUCGCAUCUCAUCGCAAUACCAUAUCUGCCCACGGUGCAGGCCCUGCUCCUUCUGACGCUGAUGUAUAGAGGUCGCAAUCAGGAGGGUCUGGCGUGGCAAACCCUGGGUAUGGCGAUCCGUAUCGCAUAUACGCUGGGAAUCCACCGACCCCAUACAGGACACACGCCUCCCACAUCCCAGAACUCACACGAUGAAAGACACCUUCCCACUCAGAUAUGGGCUGUUUGCUGCUGCUUGGAGAGAAUGAUGCAGCUCGGGUGCGGUCGCCCAUCCUCCAUUAAUACCGAACACGUCAAUCCCGUCGGCAGUUUGACUUGUCAUUCACCGUACCUGCAGUGGAAUCUGGGGCUUGCUGAAUACCAGGGAAGUAUCAGCCAGCAUAUCUACAACUACCAUCCUGGCUCGAGAAAUGUGCGACAGAUACUCCUGGAUACUGCCCGACUGGACCGGCUGUUACUCUCAUGGGCCAAUGUCAUUCCCCCCGAGCUGCGACCAGGAAACGAUAUUUUCUGUCCUGAGGAGGAAUACCAUAUGGCCGCAUACCUAUCUAUACAAUUCCACGAAACUCUUAUUGCUCUGCACCGUGCGGCGCUAAUAGCCCCAACAGCGAACUUUGAUGCCGAAAUAGAGAAACACUGCUCCGAUGAACCAUCAAAAUUCAGAUUGCGCAAUGGAGAAUCAAUUUGUGUGAACAGUGCCCGUUCAAUCGCUAAGCUGAGCAUCGAGCUCUCCGAGAGAGGGACGGCUUCACGCUUGAUUCCCGUUGGGUCCUCCUUAUUAGCAUGUAUUGUCCUCGCUAUUUAUCUGAUGAAGAACCCGAAGUCCCGCCUCCAGACGAUGGACCUUGAGCUCCUAAAACUAUGUCUCGAGAACUGCAGUCAGCAGCUCGCCCGCUGUAAUUCGGAUCCCCGAUUCAUGGAGGGUCUAGCUGCCAUGUACGACCAGAUAGUGACCCACCAACGUGUUUCCUCAACAUCUACAGAAAGAAGGCACGCGUUAGCCACAACAAAUCAAUCAGAUCAACCUCCACAGAAAGCCUCGAUAUGGCCACUACAGAAUAAUAAUCUACCGCAUACCUCGAAUAUUGCCAUACCCCAUAACGCCUCAAGUUAUCCAAUACCCAAUAACUUCCUAACUCCUGCAACGUACGACGAUAGUGCUCCGCAAAUUAACACCGUGGGACAUGUAUCAUGUAAUGAAGAACAUAUUGUUUCACGUCCACCAGAGAAUGCUCAGAGGGGUCCUCUGUUUGAUUAUUUACCAGCAGCGGGCAAGGAUCAGCCUCACCAUCAGCAGGGCGAUUCAACCCUUCAUGAUACUGGCUCUUUGAUCGACCACCUGGCCUCUUCUGGUGAUGGCUCGAAUGAGGUAGACCGACUAUUUCCUUUUGAGGGAUAUAAUGUAGAGGAUUUGUGGAAUUGGAUGCUGUACUUCGACGGACCACAGCCUGCAUAG
Molecule: messenger RNA, 2301 nt
Organism: Aspergillus caelatus
Lineage: Eukaryota; Fungi; Ascomycota; Eurotiomycetes; Eurotiales; Aspergillaceae
Exons: 3
Coding region: 1-2301 (766 amino acids)
Biological process (GO): DNA-templated transcription; regulation of DNA-templated transcription
Molecular function (GO): zinc ion binding; DNA-binding transcription factor activity, RNA polymerase II-specific; DNA binding
Source: RefSeq, a predicted model, not a curated record